This is a messenger RNA of Sclerotinia trifoliorum, 2845 nucleotides long. NCBI's taxonomy places the organism in Eukaryota, Fungi, Ascomycota, Leotiomycetes, Helotiales, Sclerotiniaceae. The record is from the annotation of a GenBank genome assembly.
AUCAGAAUUGAAGCUGACCAUGAGAGACAAGCCACAAGCUAACAAGUGGAACUCCUUUCCUCCCUCUUUCAGUGCUGCUCCUAACAAAUAAUGUGUUAUAAUCACAAACUAUUUGAAACCCUUUCUUUCAACACAACUUUUAUCCUUCACAACACAGCUUUCUGCGGAUUCAAUCGAGGUAUGUGUUAUUCAUUUUUAUAAAAAAAAAGAUACUUGACAGCUUCUUACAUUCAAAAACUACUAGACACGUCAUUGGAACUCAUCUCCAUACAAAUUACCCAUUGAACGCCUUACAACCAAGAAUCCAUAUUCCCCUGAUCAUACUUCUUAUCCUCAAAUACAGCUCUAUCACAUUUGCCAAGUUCAAUUAAAAGAUAUAAUCCAAAAUGAGAUUCCGGAGGAAGCAAUCUCCAUUGCUUUUACUUUUAUUGCCAUCAUUGGCUUUGGCUCUGUCUCCUGCGGCACAAGACAACAUACAAUCUGCCCUCGCGAAAGAUGCUGAUGCGCAAACUGGAAAGAUAGACAAAACAGUCGAUUCUGGAUACGAUUCGUCAUCAGCUGUUACAGGUCUUACCGAUAAUAAAGCAAAAUAUGAUGUUGGUACGAAAGAUGCGCCAGUCGAUGGAAAAGAUGGAAAACCACACGCUGGCCCAUUCGUAGACACCACCAAAAAGGACCCCAAGAAAGAUGCUACAACAGUUGAAAAGGCGGAUACCAAGGAUUCCAAAGACUCUAAAGUUUCUAAAGAUUCUAAGAACUCCAAAUCCAAGCUUGAAGAUGGAGAAUUGGUUGUGCCACCUACAACUAAAACUUCUACUGCGAAGAAGGAAAAAAUGGUUGAUGACGAUGGAAACGAAAUUCCUCAGAGCAUUGAUGGCGUUAUGAACGAUCCAAGUCGAGCAUUGCCUAAGCAUGGCACAACAGGUACUGAGGGAGGUGUGAGUGAGAAAGAGAAGACACGAAAGGGUCAAGAAAGCCAAACGGGAGAGAAGGUGGAAAAGAAGCCAGCAUCACCUAAAGAGGCGCCUCCAAUACCUCACGACACCGAACAAAAGUUACAGGGUGACAGCAAAGAUCCGCAGAAGAAGGAUUCGACUAAAAAACUCACUGAUGACAAGGAGAUUGGUGCCACUGACAACCUCGCUGGUUUGGAUAAACCUACAGAUCUUCCAGAUAAGACAAACAAUAAUCCUCAUCCAAUUCCUAAUUCUGCCAACAAGGAUCACCUAGAUGUUACCAAAUCCGAUUCAAAGGCCAUUCCAAAGCUUGAAUUGGAAGGAGAGGGUAAUGAGGGUCUCAUUCAACCUUUACAUUCAUUUCUUCUUUCCCUCACAAUGAUUUUGUUCUCUGAAAUCGGAGACAAGACAUUUUUGAUUGCAGCAUUGAUGGCUAUGAAGCAUGACAGACUUCUCGUAUUUUCCGCCGCAUUUUCCGCAUUAAUAGCCAUGACAAUUCUAUCCGCAGUAUUAGGUCAUGCAGUUCCUACUUUAAUUCCAAAACGAUUCACGAAUUUCCUAGCCGCAGGAUUAUUCUUGAUCUUUGGAGGACGUUUAUUAAAAGAAGGUUUAGCCAUGAGUCCAGAUGAGGGUGUUACGGAAGAAAUGAAAGAAGUCGAAAUGGAACUUGAGGAAAAAGAACAUUUGGCGAAACAACAAGGAAGACGCCGAUCAUCAGUUUCUCCAUAUGCUCUCGAAAUGGGUCUUGGUGGAGGUACAAGAGCCAGCACAAGAAAAUCUAGAUCAGGAUCCCGUCUACCAUCUCCACCAAGAAGCCCUUCAACUUCGUCAGAUCGAUCUCCUUCUCCUAAGAGAUCAACAAUUCAAAGUGCCGCCGGUGGCUUGAAUAAUCUUCUUUCUUUACUAUUAAGUCCAGCUUGGGUUCAAACAUUCGUCAUGACUUUCCUAGGUGAAUGGGGAGAUCGUAGUCAAAUUGCUACGAUUGCUAUGGCUGCUGGUCAGGAUUAUUGGUGGGUAACUGGAGGCGCGGUUAGUGGCCAUGCUGUUUGUACUGGAGUGGCUGUUAUUGGAGGAAGAGCUAUCGCUGGAAAAGUCAGCUUAAGAGUUGGUAAGUUCUUCUUCAUUCUGUCAUUCUGAAGGUCGUAUAACUAACCAUUUCACAGUAACAUUAGGAGGGGCAAUCGCCUUUUUAGUCUUUGGCAUUAUUUAUCUCAUCGAAGCUUUAUACUAUGCUUAAGCUUGACUUCUUUACUCCGUAGCUUGUUACAGGAAACGUAUUGUUCGUUCAUAGUACAGAUCCAUUAGUUCGAAAUUACAUGCAAUAUCAAUACAAUUCAUUUCCGCCCCGCUUUCCUUUCCAAAACGCAAGUUUUUUUCGAAUGCAUCCCUUUCAAUGCCUGAAUAUGGGAUGAGGGCGAGAUGUACUUUUCUUUUAUCUGAUGUAGCUUGGGUUUUGGGAUAAGACAAGGAGUGGAUUCGUCAAACGAGGAAGGAGAAUACGGAAAUGCAUGUUUACAAUAAUAUUUUCUCUCCUUCUUACUUCUUUACUUUGUUACUAAUAAUACAUGAUAAAUGGGUGGAUGAAUGGAUAAUGGGGUUGGGAACGUGUGUAUGUUAGGGUAUGAGGGCAUGGAUGGAUAUGAAGGUUAGGGGAUGGUAUGAAUAGGUGAAUGAGUUGAGUGGGAGAGAAAGGAAAGGAUAGCAAAGGGAAGGAAAGAAAAGGGAAGGGAAUGAAAGAUCUUCUCGGUUCAUUGUACUGUAUUGUGUGGCUGGGUUAGAGUGAGGGUUAGGGUUAGUAAUGGUAUGGUAUGGUAUGACAUGGAUUGGAUUGGAUUGGAUUGCGUGGGUUGGGAUGGAUGCAAUGGAUGGAUGAGAAUCGAUUUAAAUGU